Hydractinia symbiolongicarpus is the source of this 960-nucleotide messenger RNA. Its product is annotated as ankyrin repeat domain-containing protein 12-like. Gene Ontology annotation, cellular component: nucleoplasm. Bases 1 to 960 code for a protein of 319 amino acids. Lineage: Eukaryota; Metazoa; Cnidaria; Hydrozoa; Anthoathecata; Hydractiniidae. Gene Ontology annotation, molecular function: protein binding. The record is from RefSeq and is a predicted model, not a curated record. The transcript has a single exon.
AUGACGCUACGACGAAAAAACGACAUCAUUAAAAUCUUACUUCGACAGGCUGUUCAAAAUGAUGACUGGACGUUGAUAAACUUUACAUUGACUAAGUGUUGGAAUAAGUCAAAAAUAUUUGAAACAAAUGAAGGGGAAAAUAGUUUAUUGCAUGAAUCGUGUGAACGAAACUAUACCAACACGACGCGAGUGUUAAUUAUGCAUGGUAUGGAUGUGAAUACGAGAAACAACGACGGCGAUACAUGUUUACACGUUGCCGUCAAUAAUGUAAGUAUGUCGAUAGUAUUCUUAUUGCUUGAAGCUGGUGUUAAUCCCUUUACUGAAAAUAAAAAUGGACAACAGGCUAUAGAUUUAGCAAAAUGUGAUAUUCUGAAGGAUAAACUCAGAAAAUACAGCCGCAGAUGUUCUGAAAUAAAAUUGAUAAAAAAUUUAACAUCAUGGAAACGUAUGGUUGAGGAAGAAGAAAAACGAGACACACUUUUGAAAGCGAAGGAGCAAGAAUUUUUACAAAAUCGAAAGUUGUCCCAUCAAUCUUUAAUCCACACAGUGGUCACAUCAACCUCAAUGAAACGUGCUGAUUCAGGAAUCAUAUCAGAUGCCGAAAGUGAUAAAUCUAGCUCAUUGUCAGCUUCUAGUAUCACAGCAGAUUCAACAUCUCCUCAAGAUCUAGAUAAUGCAGAAAAAGUGAAAAGAAAGAGCAAUACUUUUAGUUUCAAAGAAAUCAGCAACCAAUACGCUGUUGUUAUUCGCAAAAUAAGCUCUUCUAAACAAACACCAGGAAGUGAGAAUAAUGCACAAAUGAUUGGGAAUGACGAGACAAAAUACAGUAGUUUAAGAGUUUCUUCUUUGUAUGGAAAUAAGAAAACACCAAACAGUAAAAGAAGAAAGAAAUUCGAUAGGACUCAAAGAAUGUCUAUGCCAGAGUUACCCAUAUUUGCUACGCCAGAGAGUUACAUAUAA